AUGGUAGCUGAUGUGGAAGAACUUAAAGAAAAGCUCCUCAGCGAAGCAAUCAACAUUACGAGGAAGCGUAAUUUAAAAUACUCCGAGGAGUCUGAGGAAUUUGAGGUGUUUAACCCCGGGGGUCGAGGUAUACAUGGGGCAGAUGGAAAGAGGAAUGGUGUAUUGGUUCGUUGUAGGGUACCAAAUGGAGGAUAUGUUCUAUGUCAAAUUGUCGAAGCGUGUAUUCAGAAUCAAAGAUUUUAUAUCUCUCGAUCUCAAUCCCAGUCUGACUACUUUCACUCUCGCCCUCCACCCCAAACCACUUUGAUCUCGAUUUCAACCCCCCAAAAAACGUUUUCUGAGGGUUCAAAAGUCGAUGAGGCCAGCAGGAGGAAGCACAUGUUCCUCCCAACAAACCCAGAAGGCUUCGGUCAUGACUGGUCGGAUCCUAACACUGGUAGCGAUUGGUGGGAGGAUGAAGAAGUGACCAAUCCAGUAGCGACAGACAUCACUUCAGACUGUCGGAUUCUUUCCCAUCAGUCCAUUCCCCCUGAGCUCAAGUCCUACAUCGCCACAUUCUGCACCCCAGCAACACUAGCAAACUUAGCUUUGGUGCAUAAAUCCUUUCAAGAAGAAUCUGAAGCAAUCCUCUAUAAACAGCUUGAUGUUUAUAUCAAAAAGACAGAGUCUACUUCGAUUUGGAGUACACUGAAAUUGCACCCUGACAAAGCCCUCCUCGUGCGGUCGUUAGCAAUAUGGUUCCGCCCGCCAUGGGACUCUCAUAAUGACGAUGUGCCUAUCGCGUAUACUGAGCUCUUUUGUUGUGCUCUAGCGAAUAUGCAUGGCCUUGUGGAUUUGCGGCUGCAUCUCAGUCACCGAGACGUCGAAUGGCAAGUACGAAUAACGGCGGUUCUGAGCAAAAAGCAUUUCAACUUACACUCGCUGCAUUGCAGCCAGUUCUUUGAUCUCUGUGCUAUCACCGAUGCUCAGUCUGACACACUCCAGAUUCUAGGCGGAGUCUGGGUUCUCAUGGAAACCUAUCUCCGAUUGUUUUAG
This is a messenger RNA of Lentinula edodes (shiitake mushroom), 1035 nucleotides long. RefSeq lists its product as uncharacterized. NCBI's taxonomy places the organism in Eukaryota, Fungi, Basidiomycota, Agaricomycetes, Agaricales, Omphalotaceae. The transcript is spliced from 8 exons. Bases 1 to 1035 code for a protein of 344 amino acids. The record is from RefSeq and is a predicted model, not a curated record.